Messenger RNA from Labeo rohita (rohu), 6401 nucleotides. It is a transcript of the gene marchf2, whose product is annotated as membrane-associated ring finger (C3HC4) 2. Gene Ontology annotation, biological process: protein ubiquitination. Bases 264 to 1013 code for a protein of 249 amino acids. The record is from RefSeq and is a predicted model, not a curated record. The transcript has 5 exons. Gene Ontology annotation, molecular function: zinc ion binding; ubiquitin-protein transferase activity. NCBI's taxonomy places the organism in Eukaryota, Metazoa, Chordata, Actinopteri, Cypriniformes, Cyprinidae.
ACACGGCGCUAAUCAGAGACGUCGGUAGGAGGCCGAGCCGAGUCGUUUGCUGAAAGGAGCAAACCCAAAACAAGGCUUGUACUUUUACCUUAUCGUUUACAAACAAGCGCCACUUUUAAACGGAAUUCACCUUUAAAGGCACCAGCUCAGCAUGGAAAACCAGAAGUGGUAGGGUCUUUGUGACUUGAGGUGUGGGAGCGAGUGUGCUCCCUGUUUCCCCCCCCGGUGCUCCCCUGCCCCCCGCCCUCCUGGACGGCCCCGAAAUGACCACAGGGGAGUGUUGCCACCUCCCAGGCUCCCUGUGUGACUGCACUGGCAACGCUGCCCUGUCCAAAACCGUGGAGGAGGCUGACAACCGCCGGGCCCAGUACGUCACCCAGGUCACGGCCAAGGAUGGACGUCUACUAUCUACUGUUAUCAAAGCCCUGGGCACCCAGAGCGAUCGGCCGAUUUGUCGGAUCUGCCACGAGGGUCAAGAUGUGUGCAACAGCGAGGGGCUUCUCUCCCCGUGCGACUGCACCGGCACGUUGGGCACGGUCCACAAGAGCUGCCUGGAGAAAUGGCUGUCCUCCUCUAACACCAGCUACUGUGAGCUGUGCCACACUGAGUUUACCAUUGAGCGCCGACCCCGACCCCUCACAGAGUGGCUCAGGGACCCGGGCCCCCGGAAUGAGAAGCGCACCCUCUUCUGUGACAUGGUGUGCUUCCUGUUUAUAACGCCCCUGGCGGCCAUCUCAGGCUGGCUGUGUCUACGGGGUGCACAGGACCACCUGCACUUCAACAGUCGCCUGGAGGCAGUCGGCCUCAUCGCUCUGACCAUCGCACUCUUUACCAUCUACGUCCUCUGGACACUGGUCUCAUUCCGCUACCACUGUCAGUUGUACUCGGAGUGGAGACGAACCAAUCAGAAAGUCCGCUUGCUCAUUCCUGACACCAAGGGUGCACACUCUACCCAGCAUUCCUUGCUUUCCACAAAGCUGCUGAAAAAGACAGCAGACGAGACCAUAGUAUGAGAGACGUGGUGCGGGGGAACGGGGCCCGAUCGCGGUGGUAUUAGCGUGCUACAGGUUCUUGACGCAGCGUCGUCAACUAGAGCCGCGGCAUUUUGGAUGCAUUCUUUUCUAUUUAAUCCUUUUUAUCUAAAUAUGUGAGCACUUCAUUUAUUUUAUUUUGUUUUUUUUUUCACCAGUCUCUUUUUUGAGCCUUUAUAUAAGUGUGUUGUUUUUAUUUAUUUGGGGCUUGAACAGCCAGGCUGAGGCCCCGUACUGUUCAGUAUGCAUUGUAUUUGAAACAAUCGGAAAUCUAACUUAUGUGUAUAGACGAUUCCUUUGAGCACAGCGGCGAGGGAUUAUGACUCAAGUACAUACGGCUGCUGAAGCUUAAAACCAAACCUUUCUUUCGUUUUCGAUGUAUCGUUUUUCUACUCAUCUACCUUCAAGUACUUUCCAUCUUAACCCGACGGAGUCGCGCCUAAGCGAACUUAGUCCUCGUGGCUCCUAUACGAUUUAGUCAAGAUAUAAAUGUAUAAAUAUUUACACACUAAGUGAACAAGUAAGCUCUAAGCUUCGAUCGACAUGGGUAUUACAGGGCCGUUUGCCCGGGCAAUGAAUGUGGAGGCUGAUGUAUAUCUGCGGAUGCUCAAGCUCAUCCGAGAAAGGAAGGCGGUUGGUGAAAAAACAAAAAAAAACGAGAGAGUGCAAUAACACGCCGCCAUUGGCAUGAUUCUGCCGUGAACACACGCAGGUUUUCAUGCAUGCCUAUUUCGCAAAUCUCAUCAAAUUGGUGACAUUUUGCGUACAGAUCAAAAGCUGUUUUUUCCAAACCGAAUGGUCUCCGAACAAUGUAAAACAGCAUGCGGUGGUUCAAAAGUCGUAGCACUUUCUGACAACGUAGCCUAGAUGUGAGCUGAACAAAUGUAGAUACUUGUACGCUUUCGGGAUGCAAAUAUGUGGCAACUUUCUAUGUUGUUGUUGAGUCGUGGUAAGUGCAGAUGCAAACAGACCUCUACAGUUCAUUGUUCUGAAUCAUUUUCGAAAUCAUUUUUUUUGGUGAGUGUUUGAAGACGAAUGUGUAUGUGUGUUUACAGUAUGCAUUUUGUAAGCUCUGGCUCUUUGUGCUGUUUAAUUGGCAUCAAAUGGCCAAGGUUGAGGAUGGCAUACUUGGGAUUUUGUAGCAGUUUACUUUGUGGAAGAUGCAGGUCAAGCCGCAGAGGAAGAAGUAAUUGUAAAGCUAAACAUCAUUGCCAAACCAGUAAUGAAACUGUCGUCCAUGAAUGACACUACAGUAUUUAAGCGAGUGUUUUUUUUUUAGCUGUGUGUCAUAUUGGUGCAAGAAGAAUCUGCAGAACACCAAUCAUUAGAUCUUAUCGUUCCCUACAUUGACGUACCAUCUGAAAAUGUGGGAACGGUUCUUUGGCAUAUGCAGUAUCGUAAUAGUUGCACAUUUGCCACUCAACGUGGACCUUUUGCGCCUUAUGCACUUGCUGUGGAAAAUCUAGCGAUUUGCGCAAACCUUUGGCGGUAAAGUUCAUUGAGGGAAUCAUUCACCUGACAAUGAAAAUGUUAUUUAAUCACCCUAAUGUCACUUCAAACUUGACUGCUGUUAUUUUAAUCAUAGAACAAUUUCAGAUUCAAUAAUGAUUGAUUUGCCACUCAAUAAGAUUUUCAGUGAAUUCCCACUUAAAGGGGUCAUUAAAAAAUGAAAAUUCUUCCAUUCUUCCAUCAUCUUCAGAACACAAAUUAAGAUAUUGUUCAUGAAAUCCAAGAGCUUUUUGACCCUGCUUAGACGGCAACGCAACUGACACAUUCAAGGCCCAGAAAGGUAGUAAGGACAUUGUUAAAAUAGUCCAUUAUGAAGUUACGAGAAAACUCUUUGUGCGUAAAGAAAACAAAAAUAACUACUUUAGUCAGCUACUACUUUUCCGUGUUAGUCUUGACGUGUGCUCAGAAGAUGCAUGGAGGAGAAGAAAUUAUUGAAUAAUGUCGUUAUUUUUGUUUUCUUUGCACACAACAGUAUUCUCGUAGCUUCAUAAAAUUAAGGUUGAACCAGUGAUGUCACAUGGACUAUUUUAACGAUGUUUUUACUACCAUUUUUUGGCUCUUAAGUAAGUGAGUAAUUAAUGACAGAGUUUUCAUUUUUGGCUGAACUGUCUCUUUAAAUUCUGGCUUUGUAUGACUUCAGUUGGAAUGUAGUGCACAAGCCGUAUGGACCACAUGGACUUUUUAAAAAAAAAAAACCUUUUAGAAAAGAUCUUUGUGUAAAAUCAGGAGUCCAUGGAAGCUUGGUUCCACCACUCAAUUAAAAACUUGUAUUAAAAUGUUUAAAAAAUUUAUAUCUCACAAUUCUAUUUUUUUUUUAACAAUACCAGCAAGUACUCAAUACAGUAUUACUUUUUUCAGUUCACUUUCUGAUUAUUUUGACUUCUGCACUUCACAAAUGCUGCUGGUAUUGUUCAAAAACACAGCUUGUUCAGUUUGUGAACCAUACAGCACUACCUCACAAUUCUGGCUUUUAUCUCACAAUUCUGAGAAAUUCAGAAUUCUGAGAAAUUCAAAUAUUCUGUGGCAGAAAAUAAACAGAACUGCAACAUUCUAAACUCGGAAUUCUGAGAUAAAAAAUAAAAAUCAAUCAGAAGUUAAUGGAAGCUUGAUUCCGCCACUAGGCCUAUCAAAUGAUUAAUUGCGAUUACUUGCAUGGAAAAUAAGUUUGUUUACAUAAUACAUGUGUGCAUGUACUGUGUAUAUUAUGUAUUAUAAACACACACACAUACAUAUAUGUAAUUUAAAAAUAUUUAUAUAUAUAUAUCUAUUUAUGUUUACAUAUGAUUUGUUAUAUGUACAUAUAAAUAUUUUGUAGUGCUGUCAAACAAUUAAUCACAAUUAAUCGCAUCUAAAAUAAGUUUUUGUUUAUGUGUGUGUACUGUGAAUAUUAUGUAUACAUAAAUACACACACAUACAUACAUGUAACUUAAAAAUAUUUAUAUUUGCAUAUAAUUUAUAUGUACAUAUAAAUAUUUUGCAGUGAUGUCACUGCAAAAAUGCGAUUAAUCACGAUAGGUUUUUGUUUACAUAUGUGUGUGUACUGUGUAUAUUUAUUAUGUAUACAUAAAUACACACAAAUGCAUUUAUAUAUUUGAGGAAAAUGUUGAUUUAUUUAUAUAUAUAUAUAUAUAUAUAUAUAUAUAAAAUUGUAUGCAUAUAAAUAUAUACAUGCAAAUAUAUGUAAAUAUUAUCAAAAUAUAUACUGUGUGUGUGUAUUUCUAUGUACAUAAAUAUUAUUGUGUAUUGUGUAUAUUAUGUAAACACAAACUUUUAUUUUGCAUGCGAUUAAUCGCUUGACAACCCUACCACUGAAUUAAAUAAAAAACCUCACAUUUCUAUUUUUUGAACAAAACCAGCUGUACAUAAUAAACAGUAUUAGAUUUUUCCAAAAAAAAAAAAAAGCAGAAUUGCAAGAUUCUAAACUUAGAAUUCUUAGGGGAAAAAAUUACGAUUGUGAGAUAUAAACUAAGAAUUCUGAGAAAAGUCAAAAUUGUUGAUAUAAAAGAAUUGGGAAGUUGCAAUUACUUUUUUUUCUUUUUUUUUUUAAUCGUGUAAUGGAAAAAGCAUUUAUCACAAAAAAAAAAAAAAAAAAAAACAGCUUGUGAAUUUGGAAUAACAUGAGGGUGAGUAAAUAAUGACCGAAUUUGAAUUUUGGCUGAACUGUUCUUUUAAGGCUAAUAAAAUGAGCUACCUAAGACAUGUAGGUCCAUGAAUUCUUUUAUUGUAAAUUCUGAUGCUAAAUUGUAAAUGUGUAGAUAACCUGAUGUCUCUGUUAUUAAGAAGUGUUGUGUGCUGUAGGUCCAGGGUUCAGUACGUGUGUGUGUGUGUGUGUGUGUGUGUGUGGAGCAGACAGGCCCAUGAAUGUCUGGAUUAUUUGCUGACCACUUUUUUUUUAAAGGACGCUUGUAGUUCACGCGGCGGAACCGAAAGGUGCUUCUGCAGUUGGUAAUUCAAAGAUGCAAAAAGAUUUUCCCUCAAAAUUCAUCCCAUCACCCAUCUCCCGUGAGCUAACAUUGCAUCGGAAGAUGGGAGAGAAAAAAUUUUCCUCUCUAAAUGGAUUAUUUUAAGGGGGAAAAAAGUUCAAUGUGCAAUAGAUACACAAAAUACGAUGGCAUUAUUUGUUAACGAUAAUUAUUUUGGUAUUUUUAAAGAGUUUUAAGAAUAAUCCAUCAUCAUAAUCAUCGUCUUUCCCAUCGCUCAGUGUUUUUUCCUGAUGGAAGUUGCUCUUUUGUGCUGAUUUGAACCAUUAUUUCAAAGCACUAGUGGUGUCGGAUCACCAACGACAGGCAACUUUACCAGCUUAAUGCUAACUUGAGGAAUGCUGUCUCGUUGUUGUGCUUCCACCUGCUUAAAUUCACUUUUUGGGCCAUUCCUUGGUUAUUUUGCAAUGUAGGGUAAUACAUCGAGAGUGCAAUUUCAAAAAUAUUACAAUGCAAUUCUUACCUAUAACCUUAACAAUACAUGUAUGAUGUAUACAUAGAUGUAGAUGUUGCAUAUGAAGGACUUAUUAGCAGAGGGACAAUGUUGAACUCAUAAUUUUAUUGUUUAUUUCGUGUUUUUACCUUGCAGUGGAUGCCAAUGAGCUGGCCACAAUAUGCAACCCUGCAAGAGCAGUUCAGCAGCUCAAACGAUGAUGUUAAUAAAACCGAACCUAUCUGUUCCUCCAGUGCAUGCUUUCUUAUUUAAAUACAAUGGCACUUUCACUAAUUUAUAGCGGAAUAUAUCCGUUGUAAAUUUCUGAGGGUUUUUUUUUUCUUUUCGCUGCAGUUUCAGAAAGGAGGCAUUUACUUAAUUGUACACACGUUCACACGGUUUGUCGAUUCAGUUGAAAUAUCUCUAAUUUUGCCAGUGUGUGUUUUAAUGUAUUCAUACUGUAUGUAUCAUUUCGCUUCUGUUUUGUUUUCGUUUACUCAUCGAGCACAGGAUUUUUAUCACUCUGAACUUUUGAAAUACUACAAUGUUUAUGUUGUGCAGUGGCUAAGAGAAAGAUGUCUGUAAUGUCCUCACCAAAAUAUGUUGGUGCUUGAAAUCAGCCAAGAAAAGUGUGCAAAGCAAAUUAAAAACGAUGCUCUGGAUCUGGUAACUGUGCUGUUGUUCUUUCGAGAGAUUUCGGAGAGGUUGCACAAUUUAAUGACAGAUAUAUUGAGAUUGAAAACUCACAAUUCUGAAGAGGUCAGAAAAUUGUGGGAUGUGAACUUGGAAUUGUGAAAAACGGAUAAAGUCUGAAUUAUUUUCUUUUUUUUCCUCAGAAGUCUGAAUUGUGAGGUAAAAAGUCACAAUUAUCAUUAGUAUUAGUCAUGAAAUGUUCCACCAACGUGUAAUUUCCACUACAUAUUAAAAUAUAAAGUGUGUUUAACAGCA